GUGAUUUCUUUAUUAUUUUUCAAGCGAUCCGUACGUCCGGUUCACAUUUUCAGUGUUGGCUAUUUGUAUCUAAAUUAAAAUGUUAUUCAAAGAUGCCCAAUGCGUCAUAAUGUGCCCGUCUCCGUGGAUGGUGGUUGUCCAGGGUGCUUCAACGUGAACGAAAGAAAGAAAAAGAAAUAACUGCAUUUCUAGCUGCUUCGGUUUUGACGUUUGACAUCAUCGGACUAGGCGUGAGCUACAAUUCCCUUUUUGUUUGCCUUUUUAUGUCUUCAAUACCUCAUUAAAUACACGCGAACGGCCGCCAUGGUUUCAUCUCGGCUGAAGUACCUGUCUCUGGGCGUGCUGGUGUUCCAGACCACGUCCCUGGUGCUCAUCAUGCGCUACUCCCGGACCCUGCCGGCGGAGGGCCCGCGGUACCUGGCGUCCUCGGCCGUGGUGGCGGCCGAGGUCGUGAAGAUCUUCAUCUGCUUGAUGCUCGUCUUCAGAGACCACAGCUACAGCGUGCGAGCGUUCAACAUCGUCCUUCGCCAGGAGAUCGCCCGCAAGCCCAUGGAAACCCUCAAGCUGGCCAUCCCCUCGGGCAUCUACACCCUGCAGAACAACCUGCUCUACGUGGCCCUGUCCAACCUGGACGCCGCCACCUACCAGCUCACGUACCAGCUGAAGAUCCUGACCACGGCUCUGUUCUCCGUGUUCAUGCUGGGACGCCGGCUGGGCAUCUACCAGUGGCUCUCUUUGAUCGUCCUCAUGACCGGAGUGGCUCUCGUACAGUGGCCGUCUGAAUCCUCGGUGGUGGCGGAGAAGGCGUCCGUGUCCACGGGCUCCCAGUUUGUGGGCGUCACGGCCGUUCUGGUGGCGUGCUGCUCCAGCGGCUUCGCCGGCGUCUACUUCGAGAAGAUCCUGAAGGAGAGCAAACAGAGCGUCUGGAUACGCAACAUCCAGCUCGGGAUGUUCGGCUUGUUUUUUGGCUUUUUCGGGAUGAUGAGCUUCGACGGGGACAAAGUGAGGGAGUCGGGAAUGUUCCAGGGUUACAACGUGGUCACCUGUGCCGUGGUCACGCUGCAGGCGCUGGGCGGUCUGGUCAUCGCGGCGGUCAUCAAGUAUGCCGACAACAUCCUCAAAGGUUUCGCGACGUCGCUCUCCAUCAUCCUCUCCACGUUUAUUUCCUACUUUUGGCUCCAGGACUUCGAGCCCACCAGGUACAAGCAACACCCUCUUCUCGCGUCCGUUGUCAUUUGCUGUGGCAUCUGUAAAGCUGAAGCUUUUACAGUUGUGUUUUUAAGUUUAUAUACCCUGGAAGUAUUUGUAAGCGAACCUGCGUGAUCAGGCAAAACAUUUUAAUUUUUAAACCCCAAAACUCUGCAAGCUUAAUGCUAACAUACACUGCGAAACGCCAUAGAUGGGCAAACAUAAAUUAGCAUAGGUGUCACGAUAAUUUUGAAUCAACUGCUCCGUAAACAUACAUGAAGUGGCAAUGCUUACAAACAGAAAACACAACAAUGCUCAGGCAUAUAUUCAUUCACCUCUGUUGGUAACAACUUGUUAUUUGAGCUCAGUAGGGGACCAUCUCUGACUCUUCUUCUUGCUUCCUAUGUACGACAUCUUGUGACACAACGUGGUACUGCACUGAAGGCAUGCAACUCGAAACUCGGACUUGUCUGUAUACUGGGAAAACCCGUAAAAAAAAAUGGCUUAACAAUCUGCGUCAUAGCGGGAGGACGCUGUCAUUUGUGAUCGAUUUUUUUGUUCCCCUUGUCCAAUUGUGUCAUCACCAGCGUCUUCUUCUUGGGAGCCGUCCUCGUCAUCGCCGCCACAUUCCUCUACGGCUACAAAGCCAAGCCGUCCCCCAACCCCAGCAGGGCGUGAGACGGACGCAAAGCCCAGCGGGACCGAAAGGAGGUCAGGGAAAGAGAGGGGGAAAGGUCAGUCGGGAGGGUGUACAGGAAGGAACAAGUCAAGAAAAGGUCAAGCACAAUUGUUGUUUACACCUGAAGUGCCUCAGCCGGGAGAGGGAAAUCACAAUCAUUCCAUCUGUAGCAAUAAUGUCUGCGUGUGUAGUAACUGAAGAACGGCUACUAUGGAAGGCUAAGAGUUACCUAAUAGGAAAUACGUUACAGUGGAACCUCGCUUUUCACUGGCUUUCUUUCGUCGAAAUCAUGUCCCAGUUUUCGUACAUCCCCAAAAAAAACAUGACUCAGACAUUCAUUUUCCUGGAGUCGCUCAUCCCGCGGGUUCAUCUGAAGCAUUUUACUAAGUUUUGUUAAAAAAAAUAAAAAAUAAAAAAAUUCAACAGACAGCUUCGAUGUAUUUCACCAUGCGAGCUUUAACCACCAUCCUGGGAAUCAGAGUAAUUCAUCCUGUCAAUAGUCAGGCCUUCGCAAUAAAAAGAAUGCAAUAUAAUAACAGUUUCAACACAAUUUCUUUGGUCCCAUGCUAGCUUAUUUAGCAGUAACACCCAAUAAACAAGCAGAAAAUUGUUUUGAGUAUGGCCGCAAAAUAAGGCACCAUGGGGCCGAAGAAAGUGUGCUGAAACUGUUAUUAUGAUGGCAUGCUUUAAUUUUGAAGGCCAGACAUUUGACAGGAUGUUGACCCAAUUUGCCAGAGUGCUGCUGAGCAGACCGGGAGGCUUGUUAUUGCCUUGAAUUGUUCAUAAAAGCUUCCGUCGUGGAAUACGUUUUGUGGUCUGUUUUGACACAAUAUGACAGAAGGUUCCGAGUGUCAGCCAUAAAUAAGGCGAGAGAAUUCAAGAAAGAACUCUCAGCAAAGUGCAAAAAUGGUUCCCCGCCGGCUUUCAUUCCGAGAGUCUUCAAUAAACGUAACGAUUAGGUUCAAUGAUUUUUCCCAUUUCAUCUGUCAGAUUUAUUUCCCGCUGGGUUCUGUAUGUAAAACUAUAGUUAUUCUUCAUAAAAAAAAUUUUUUUUAAAUGUUUUUAGGUGUCAUUUUGGGUUUAGUCAGAAUUCCUGCAACAGAUUCAUCUUGAAAACCGUGGUUCCGCUGUAUUCACUAAACGUUUGCUCAGGUAAAAUUUCACAAUGAACGUAGAAAGCACUGCAACCUUUUCAGGGAAACAUAAUUUGACCAUCUCUGGUCAGCAAGUCAAAGGUUAUAGUGCCUUUUAGGUUUGGGAAAUUUCACCCAAAAGCCUGAAUCCAAUUUCUUAAUUGGCUUCUAGCAUGCAGGCGUGUGAGGCGCAGUAACUCUGCUAGCAGGCGCCAUGGAUCGCAUCUUAUGGAAUCGAAAUACAAACUUUUGUGCUUGGGGAAAAAAACAAACCAAUUAUGUGCAUUUGAGCGGCUACUUUGGGAGGGGUUUUUGCGUUGCUGCCAGGCAACCAGUGGCCAUAUUGCCAUCAACAUGGCUACAGAGUCACUUGAGAAAUACUGAGAGCGAUUACACAAAGUUAUUACGAAGAUACUAAGUCGUUAACGGUGGAUGUAAAUACUGGUAGCUUUAAAAUAGGCUCUUAGUCGAAGCGGAAUCAUUUAAAUCACUCAUUUCCUCGGCUCAUGUAAUUUAUUGUCGUAAAAUGUGUCCCUCUUUUUUUUUUUAAUGCUGAUGAGAGAUUUAUGAGCUUUUAUUUUGAAGAGCUUCAUCUAGUUGUACGAUUUGAUUGUGCUUACUGUGGUUUUUUUUUUUUUUUUUUUGUGGGAAUUGUCACAUUGUUGUCUCAAUUACUACUAAGACAAUCUUUGUAUAAAGUGGAAAAAAAGG
Phyllopteryx taeniolatus (common seadragon) is the source of this 3711-nucleotide messenger RNA. Its product is annotated as UDP-N-acetylglucosamine transporter-like. Gene Ontology annotation, cellular component: Golgi membrane. Gene Ontology annotation, biological process: pyrimidine nucleotide-sugar transmembrane transport. The record is from RefSeq and is a predicted model, not a curated record. Gene Ontology annotation, molecular function: UDP-galactose transmembrane transporter activity. NCBI's taxonomy places the organism in Eukaryota, Metazoa, Chordata, Actinopteri, Syngnathiformes, Syngnathidae. The transcript has 7 exons. Bases 304 to 1323 code for a protein of 339 amino acids.